This is a messenger RNA of Alternaria arborescens, 468 nucleotides long. RefSeq lists its product as hypothetical. Bases 1 to 468 code for a protein of 155 amino acids. The record is from RefSeq and is a predicted model, not a curated record. The transcript has a single exon. Lineage: Eukaryota; Fungi; Ascomycota; Dothideomycetes; Pleosporales; Pleosporaceae.
AUGACAACGCCCUCCCUAAUGACCGACUGGGCAAAAGCCUGUCAUGCAGACCAACUUGCCAAUUUCCCGCCUGACAACGUAUCUACGCAACUCAUCGUCAUUCUUGACCAGGUUCUCUCUUCUCAGACCUCACCGACAGCGUCUGCUUCCGCGACGGCAAACCUGAUCCAGUCUGAACACGACAUAACCCACGGAUUGUCAUGCCUGAUAGGCCUCUUCCUCUUCGCCGCUGGACGAAACACCAGUCUCGACUCACUAGAUCUCCUUGUAUCCUACCUCGUCGAACUAGCCAAACAACCCGAUGCCAUCAACGAAGGCCCCGAACCCAAGGUAUGGGACGAAGGCGGAGGCGUCAUGCACGAGAUACCAUCCGGUGCGCCAAUCAUCGUAGAAGGAAAACAAUUAUGGAGUGAGCUACCAAUGUUAGGUUGGAACAUCACAGAAUGGUUUCAAGGUAUGUCAGAUUGA